Peniophora sp. CBMAI 1063 is the source of this 741-nucleotide messenger RNA. The record is from the annotation of a GenBank genome assembly. NCBI's taxonomy places the organism in Eukaryota, Fungi, Basidiomycota, Agaricomycetes, Russulales, Peniophoraceae.
AUGGGUGCAAGUGCCUCUACGAUCGGCAGGCUCUUCAAGAAUGAAGCAGUCCAGGUGUUCUUGCUAGGUCUGGGCGCUGCUGGGAAGACCACUAUACUGUACCGGCUCAUGGGAUGCCUGAACUUCGUACCCAUACAUCCCACUCAUCGGCUGCGACCUCGAACCCGUCACCUACCAAAACGUCGAUUUCAUCGUUCAAGACUUCGGCGGCGGAGAGAAGCACCGCGCGAUUUAGCACCGCUACUACCACCCCGGCAUCCAGGCACUCAGGCCAUCAUCUACGUCGUGGACUGUACCGACCGCGAAAGGAUAGGCAAGGCCAGGACGGAGCUGCAUGAGCAUACAUUGUUCAGAGAGGGUCUGAAGGGCUUGCCGGUACUGGUGUACGCGAACAAGCGGGACGUAGCGGGGGCGUUGUCUGAGGAUGAGGUGGCGGAACGGUUGGGGAGGCAUAGUUUGAAGAGGACGCCGUGGCAUGUACAGCCCAGUUGUGCGAUGACGGGCGAGGGGCUAUUCGAAGAUUUACAGUGGCCUGUACUUAAUCAUAAAUGCCAAGAAGCCGUAAAGCUGCAACGGGCGCAUCAAGCGCCUGUUUGGGUGAUGUUGAUGCGUCGGAUAUCCACCGAGUCUGUCGACUGUCGGAGUAGCGUUAUCUGCUCCAUCAACAUAUCCUAUCUAUGGGCGGCUCUUCACUGUUACAUCUGGUCGCGGUGGGCUUCGGGCUGCUUCCAACCGUCAUGA